This is a messenger RNA of Exophiala oligosperma, 567 nucleotides long. RefSeq lists its product as uncharacterized. The record is from RefSeq and is a predicted model, not a curated record. The transcript has a single exon. Bases 1 to 567 code for a protein of 188 amino acids. NCBI's taxonomy places the organism in Eukaryota, Fungi, Ascomycota, Eurotiomycetes, Chaetothyriales, Herpotrichiellaceae.
AUGGAGGAUACGCCGCUCUUAAGAGUGGAUUGUCUCGUGACCGGCUUUCUAAACUCACUACCAUUUUUCCUCUCUCGGCAUGAAGAACUCCUCCAUCUAUCAACCCCUAUCAAUGAUUGCAGGGAUCUUCGACUCCAGGAUUUCUCCUUGAGAUUCGGUCUAAGGUUUCUCUGCUUCAACCAGACAGUCCGUGUCAUCCUGGCCGCUCGACAUGCAGCAUACCAUUUUGAGAACUGGAUCGAACGAAAGCAGGGCGCAAACAUUGUUCAAUUUGCAAUCCAUUCAUUUGGAGUCGGUGCCAAUCUCUCAGAGGUGGGAGAAAUGGUCCGUAACGGGCAAAAACUCACCGAGAUUGAGCAUCAAUGCCAGAAUAUCUACAUACAAUUUUGGAUCGCCCAGGACUGGGAUCGGUUCCAAGCUACUCCUACUUCGGACCUCCUCCGGAUUUCCAAUGACUUCCUGAAGCUAGGGCUGGUCAAAAAUAUUCUUCGCAUACUGCCGCAACGAUUCCCAGUGACUUCUCACUUUGACUACCACGGUACGAUCGCCUUUACUAAGCAAUGCUAG